AUGUCAAACAACAAUAACAACAACAACAAUAACAGUGAAAACACCUUGGGAAACAAUGAAAAUCAAAUCCAUCAAAAUCAAGGGGAUUUACAGAAUAUUGACGUGGUUCCCUCCCCUCAAAAUUCACCACGUCAAUCUCGCGAAGGCACUCCUGCUCCUGAAUCUCGUGCUGAUCAACAAGAGCAAUCUGAACAUUUUGAAGGGGCAGAUGAAGCUUUACAAAAAGUAAUUGAUGCACGGGUUAGCAAAGCUCUUCAGGCUCUAAAACAGCUUAAGGAACAGAAUGAGCGCAUCGAGCAAAUCCCUGGAGUUCCCCCUGUAAUCAAAGGAGUGGAUGUGGAUAAAUACUCACAGCAACCUUGGAAACCAAGUGCUGAUCCCCUUCCAAUCCCUAAAAAGUUCAAAAUGCCUAACAUCUCGAAAUAUGAUGGCACAACAGACCCGCGUGAUCACGUAACUGCAUUUACUACAGGUGUAAAAGGCAACGACUGA
This is a messenger RNA of Nicotiana tabacum (common tobacco), 492 nucleotides long. The record is from RefSeq and is a predicted model, not a curated record. NCBI's taxonomy places the organism in Eukaryota, Viridiplantae, Streptophyta, Magnoliopsida, Solanales, Solanaceae.